AUGUUGGAGGUGGCUUGCGAGUACGUUCCUCUCGAAGAAAACCGAUCGAAUUUAGUACACACUGCAUGGGCUAUGAUGGGUCUUAUUCAAGCUGGACAGGCAGAAAGAGAUCCUGCACCUCUUCAUCGUGCAGCAAAGUUGAUUAUCAAUUCUCAAAUGGAAAAUGGAGAUUUUCCCCAACAGGAAAUCACAGGAGUGUUCAUGAAGAACUGCAUGCUACAUUAUGCAGCUUACAGAAAUAUUUACCCUCUGUGGGCUCUUGCAGAGUACCGCGAGUGGGUCCCAUUGCCUUCCAAAGCCUAA
This is a messenger RNA of Prunus armeniaca (apricot), 303 nucleotides long. The record is from the annotation of a GenBank genome assembly. NCBI's taxonomy places the organism in Eukaryota, Viridiplantae, Streptophyta, Magnoliopsida, Rosales, Rosaceae.